Messenger RNA from Amoebophrya sp. A25, 584 nucleotides. The record is from the annotation of a GenBank genome assembly. NCBI's taxonomy places the organism in Eukaryota, Dinophyceae, Syndiniales, Amoebophryaceae.
AUGACAACUACAACCCGUAGUCGAGUGUAUCCUGCAGCGGGGUUAUGGGGCAGACACCAGCUUGUACUUACAGCUCCAACUGCAGUCAUCUUUUCAGUUUUGUUUUCCGGAUCUAUCCUCAACGUGCAUGUCGCCGUGGCUCGCGCGGAUUGCAAUAGGCUCCGCAGAGAGUACCGAGAAGAGGAGAAGAAGAAGUACGCUUACGUACUGGAAGCUUUCACAGACGACAAGAAAACUGGACGCUUCCUGCAGGAGCACGAAAGCAGCACCUGGGAGAAAGUGCACAAAGCUACCGAUGACGCCCUUGCGGUUUUACUUAAGGAGAAACGUCGAGGGGAACACGAAGGAAAGCUCAACUCGCACAACCGGGCAGCAGCUGCGGACGGUGAAGAGCUUCGCAGCUUCGCGAUGGAUGAAGCCGAGGGCUUGCUGCAAGAAGUUUGGCAUGUUGUAGCGGCAUCUAACCACGCUGAUGGACAGCAAGUGCACCAGACCUCGCCUUCAAGCGCAACAGCGGCAACACGCCUUCAAGAGCGUGUUUCUCGGCUUCAAAAACAUUUGGCAGAAUCUUCGGAAACCGCUAA